This is a messenger RNA of Symbiodinium sp. CCMP2592, 2449 nucleotides long. Lineage: Eukaryota; Dinophyceae; Suessiales; Symbiodiniaceae. The record is from the annotation of a GenBank genome assembly.
AUGCCGCCUAGACGCCGCCUCGUGGGUCGUGGGCGCGGGUGCGCAGGAGGUCACGGUAGGCGAGGUGGAGCCGGAGCUGUCCCGAGGGCACGCAGGGCUCGUGCUGCAGCACCGGACCCACAGAUCGCUGCAGCCCUUCUCGCGCUCGGAGCGCCGCGUAAUGCUCCUUGCAACGCUGACGGCCCAUCAAAGCGUGCUGGUGCGGAGCAGCGAGAGAGCUUGAUCACGAGUGCCUUGCGACCAUGUGACCUCUUCAACUCUGAGAGCGACCAAGUGGCUUCGGGAGAGAUGACAAUGACGUUAGCUAAUGCUAUUCGAGACAUCAAAGGUAGCAGUGAGCUCGUCCCUGCAGCCGUCAUUGCCAUGAUGUACGGACGAAUAAUGGUCCAUUUCGCUGCCAGCGCGGAGAUCGGAGCCCAAGCGUGGGGGAGUACAACUCUACAGACCAUAGCCCUGGCUGGGGCAAUGGUCGUUGCGGCUGGUGGCUCCAGCCUUGACGAGGACGAUUUGGCGCUUGAUGAUCCAGACCUCAAUGACAUCUACACGACGGAACUUGCUGCUCAUAGUGCCGACUUACAACGUAUCAUGGGUGCUGUCACGGGCAACGCAGCUCCCGCAGAUCUCGACUUGUACCCUCGCGCAAUCUCUCUCUGCGUCGCUAUGUUCUUGGAACUCGGCACAAAAUCACAGGCGACGACUCGCCGACCUGGCUCGGAGGCUCAAUUGACAAAGCUUCUUGCAGACUCAAUUGGAAUGGCCGAAGCAGCAAGUGCUACAAACUCAGACAAGAAGGCUCUCAAUGCGAUUUUCUCUGCCUGCCAUACUCUCCGCUUCCGUAUCAUAAUGAUCGGCAGUAUCUUGUCUCCCGCAGUUACUGACACAGAUCUGUUGACCGCUCAGAAUGCUCUGAAAGACUGGGUCGACGAGUCAACUGAUCGCCUCGAAAAGGAGCAUACGAGGUGGGAACCUGGCAAGCAGUACCGCCUCUUUGACCUUACCUGCCUGAACGAACAGCUUGCUGCAAGGUUCGAUGGAGCACACCUGCUUCUGGGCAUUGAUCAGAAGCAUGCUGCUGCCUUACGUACGCUUCGCGUGAUUGCAGCGCAUCUGGCUGUGGGUUUCUCUGCGGGUCUGACUCCGUUGCUGGAGGAGUUGAAGGUGGUCGUUUCUGAGUUUGACAAGGGGAUCAAAUCUACUGGAACCUACACGGCGUUCCCUGUUUACACACCCAAUUCGGAUGGCACCUUGAGCGAGGUGACGAGGGAGGGUUUGGCCUUCAGGCAACGACACCCGGGGCUGAACUCUUACGCUAUCAGCCUCAACGCUGCGACUAAAUUGGACAAAGCUGUGCUUCGAGAUCUUGGCAGACAGAGCGCUUGUGAAAACCUUACGCUCUGCGUGGCGCUCUUUCAACAUGAACUCUACUGCCAAUCCUGUGUCCACGGAAAUGCUACCCUUACUUCGUCAGUUUCUGGCUGCCAAACGACUCUGAGUCGUCUUCGUGACUCGCUGCUCUUGUGCAGUGAAACCCGGGUCAAGCAGCCAUCUCUUGGACUGCGACAUCCAGAUGACCCCUCCAGCACCAACCUGCUGCCGGACUGGAUGCUCCGAAGUAUCGGGGACACCUUCUUGGACCAUGGCCCACAGGACAGACUGGUGCUGAUGAUGGCUGUCUCCAGAUUGGUCCAAGUGCUGUUGGCCAACCUCGGCACAGCACUGGAAAAUGCCAUGCGGGACCAAUCAGAAGGCCCCAAAGACGAAGUGGAGGUUGAGGUGGACGACUCCAGCUACAUGCAGUUGCCCAACACUGGAGACUGGAGUAAACUGCUCCGGUCUCUUCAGGAGGACAUGGAAAGCCGAGACAAGCUGGUCAUGAGUCGUGCGGCGGAGUGGCUUAUGGACUGGCUCAACCAUCGCUGCACAGACUCUCAGGCUGGAAAGUUCUUGGGGCACAUGGAUGGAGCUGUAUCGGACAUUGUGGCACUGUUGGUUAUCCCGCUCGACAGCAGUUCAGCCGAGGAGUCUCAAGCUGGUGAGGCGGUCUCUGCACUGGUGCCGGCAUCGCCCAUGGAAGACACUGGUGUUGCACCGACCCAAAUGAUCCACACGCCGGAGGAACCCAGUCCGGGGAAGAAGAGGCGCACCUGCGUGGUGGAGAUGGCCAGUGGCUCGGGCCAGGCACCCCAGGUGGUUACCUUUCCCAUGGAGGGGGGCAGCUCGGAAUUACACAUCGGGAUGACAGUCAGGGUGGAAGAAAGCCAGCCUCUGGCACCAGCAAGCGAUUCCGAAGAUGAUGUUCGUACACAACUGUUGGAGAUGGAGGAUGGCCCGGGUGACGAAGUGUCCACUGAUGUCCUGCUCAACAUCUAUCCGAUUUGGGCCUCGGGGAUGAUCUCGGAUGACAAGGUGAUCUCCGCAUAUGGCCUUGAAGGCUUUCCAAUCUCAGAGG